Messenger RNA from Oryza brachyantha (malo sina), 1865 nucleotides. Its product is annotated as aspartyl protease family protein At5g10770-like. Gene Ontology annotation, molecular function: aspartic-type endopeptidase activity. Lineage: Eukaryota; Viridiplantae; Streptophyta; Magnoliopsida; Poales; Poaceae. Gene Ontology annotation, biological process: proteolysis. The record is from RefSeq and is a predicted model, not a curated record. The coding region runs from base 216 to 1631 and encodes 471 amino acids. The transcript has 2 exons.
CGGUGCAGCCCUAACCCCGCGCCACACGAACAGAAUUCCACAACGUAUCAUGGGUUGGGCUCGCACGGUCGCACCGCACCACCAUCACCGCCGCCGCCGACGACGACGCGGCGUCUGGUGGUCCGCCCUAUUUAGGCACCGUCCUCUCGCGCCCCCCUGCCCUGGUGGCCCGCCCCGUGCCGAGCCAACGCGCGCGCGGCGAAGCGAAGCGCAGCAUGGGCAUGGCACUCCUCUUGACGCUGCUUCUCUGCUCCGGUCUCGGAUUCUUGCCCCCCGCCGCCGCCGCCGCCGCCGCGGUGGGCGGGAGCUACGUCACCGUAUCCACCUCCAGCUUCGCGGUGAGCUCCACCUGCGUCGACGAUUCCCCCGGACGAGCUGCGUCGCCGCGGAACGGGACGUCGGCGGUGCUGCGGCUGGCGCACCGGCACGGGCCGUGCGGCCCGGCGAAGGCGUCGGCGCUGGGGGCGCCGUCGCUCCUCGACACGCUGCGCACGGACCAGCGGCGCGCGGAGUACAUACAGAGGAGGGUGUCGGGGGCCGCCGCCGCGGGGGCGGGGCUGCAGCUGGCGGGAUCCAAGUCAGCGACGGUGCCGGCUAACUUGGGGUUCUCCAUCGGCACGCUGCAGUACGUGGUGACGAUGAGCCUGGGCACGCCGGCGGUGACGCAGACGAUGGAGGUGGACACCGGCAGCGACGUGUCGUGGGUGCAGUGCAAGCCGUGCCCCUCGCCGCCGUGCUACAGCCAGAAGGACCCGCUCUUCGACCCCACCCGGUCGUCGUCCUACUCCGCCGUGCCGUGCGGCGGCCCGGCGUGCUCGCAGCUGGGGCUAUACUCGAGCGCCUGCUCCGGGGGCCAGUGCGGCUACGUGGUCAGCUACGGCGACGGGUCCACGACCACCGGCGUGUACAGCUCCGACACGCUGACGAUGACGGGGUCGGACGCGCUCAAGGGGUUCCUCUUCGGCUGCGGCCACGCGCAGCAGGGGCUCUUCGCCGGCGUCGAUGGUCUUCUCGGCCUCGGCCGGCAGGGCCAGUCCCUGGUGUCGCAGGCGUCGAGCACCUACGGGGGAGUCUUCUCCUACUGCCUGCCGCCGACGCAGAACUCCAUGGGGUACCUGACGCUGGGCGCGCCGAGCAGCACAUCGGGCUUCUCCACGACGCCGCUGCUGACGGCGUCGAACGACCCCACAUACUACAUAGUGAUGCUCGCCGGCAUCAGCGUCGGCGGGCAGCAGCUGGGCAUCGACGUGUCGGUGUUCGCGUCGGGCGCGGUGGUGGACACGGGCACGGUGGUCACGCGGCUGCCGCCCACGGCGUACUCGGCGCUCCGGUCCGCGUUCCGCGCCGCCAUGGCCCCCUACGGCUACCCGUCCGCGCCGGCGACGGGGAUCCUCGACACCUGCUACGACUUCACCCGGUACGGCACCGUGACGCUGCCGACGAUAUCGAUCACAUUCGGCGGCGGCGCGGCCAUGGACCUCGGCCCGUCGGGGAUCCUCACCAGCGGGUGCCUGGCGUUCGCCCCCACCGGCGGCGACAGCCAGCCGUCCAUCCUCGGGAACGUGCAGCAGCGCUCGUUCGAGGUGCGCUUCGACGGCAGCACCGUCGGCUUCAUGCCCAGCUCCUGCUGAUCAAUCCAUCCUAACCACUCACCAGUACGCAUUAUACGCUACAGUAUUCUAUACGUGCGUACAGGGCGUAUAGGUAUAUAGAUAUACGAUACCAUGUACUGUACGUACGCGAGAAUGAUAGGCGCAUACAUAACGUAACACCUAGAGUAUAUACACGAAUACAAAAUGGUGUAAAGCCUUUGUGGAUAUACGAUUUUUUAGAGUAACAAUAAAUAAAUUAAUUAAACGGGAUAA